AUGGAAGAAAAACAUAAACUGUUUGAAGCACUCGACGAUGUGAGCAGCAUCUUCUCGGAAAUGAAUGAUGAGUGGACUGCUACGUGCUUUGACGAUAAUUUUUCGGACUUUGGCAGCUUCGCGCAUGUAAUACGAUUCUCAAUCCUUCAAGCUUUGGACUACUCACUGCGCCUUUCAGAAUUGUGUGCUCGAUUAUUAUUAUAUGGUGAGAAAGCAAAUUCAUCAGUCGAAAUAUGGCAUGAAAUGGCUGAAAGAAAUUUUGAUGCAAAAAAAUUAUGCGUUUUUGCGUGGUACUUGAUUGAGCGGGGACAACAGCCUGAUGUUUCUCUUGAUGAUCGAAAAGUCGGAUUAAUUGGUUCUCGAAUUUAUAUCUCGUUGUGCUGUUUAAGGGGAGCGCAGGCUUUCAAUAUUUUCAAUGAUUAUCUCUUCCAAAGGGCUGUAGAAGAAUUGCGAUUAAUCCGCAGAUUACUUAGUAACGGUCACUUUUCGACAACUAACAAUCGUGUAGAAAUAGGUGGAAAUACCAAAAGUAAAAAUAAGAAACUAUUUGUCGCAAAUAACUCAAAAACAAGGCAUUCAGAUUUCGAGCAACUGACUUUGGAGGACGGAACAGAAUUAAGAUAUAUGCUGUGUGACGUCCUGGAUUCAUUAUUUGUAUUCUUAAGCAGAGGCCUACUUUCAUCAACUCAGCAGUCUUCAACAUCACUGGCAAUUUUUUUGCAACAGCUUAUGCAACUUGAUUUUUCCGAAAAAACGUCCCUCUUAGAAUGUAAACGGCUAUCAGAUUUCCAGAGAUUGCAAGGUUUUUCUGAUCGAUCAUUCGCUUUAAUGCAUCGCUUCUUGGAUAAUCAGCAUGCUGUCUCUGGUGUGAUAUAUGGAAGAAUUAUUAUGCCGCGGCUAUUGUUCUGGACACUUGAAAAUGCCGUAUUCCCCACGAAUGCUCAUCCACCGAAAUUAAUGAGCACUUAUAAGGAGGCGAUGCUGAAUUUUAUCAGAAUAAGGAUAGAGAAAGAUUUUGAAGAAGAGAUGUCCACUAUUUUAUUGAUGCUUCAAAAUGUAUGUUUUCGCUGUCCAGAUCGCAGUGAUUAUCGUGCAAAAGUAGCGAAUUCCGUUGUUGAAGUCCUUGCUCAUUUGUCUCCCAAAUAUAUCCGAGAUUUUGCUGCUUUCCUAUUACUGACUGCCGCGAAUUCAAAAGUUGCAGUUCGUAGUUUUGCUGUUGAAGUUGCGGUACCGUUUGUGAAGCAACAUGGUCAUAUUCUUGAAGUUAGUUGUAAGCAAGAAAAUGGAACUCAUAACUUCGAACAAAUGGAUGAAAAGGAUGUAUCCAGUGGCGAAGAAGUAUCGAUGGAAGUAGAUAAAGCUGAAGAAAAUGAUAAUGAUAACAGGCAGCGAGUUCGUAAGAAAGCAGAGAGAAAGAAAGCGAUAAGUGAUAAUUUGGUGAGAAAAAUCGGUCUUCACAAUGCUAUUUUGGUUCUUUUACUGAAAAGUUGUAAUGAUAAAUCUCCAAUGGUACGAACUAGAGCUUUGAUGCAGGUUGCAAUGUUGCUCAAUCAUGAAAAUAUACGCAACAAACUUUUGAAUUUACCAAAAACUUCAGUGUAUGUUUGCUGCAGUGAAAAUGAGGAUAUUGAGAAGCAUCAGGAUGGUCCUGCACUUUUAAGAAUUAUAGCUUCUCGGUGUUUGGAUGCGAGGGUAUCAACUCGUAGAGCAGCGAUAAUGGCUCUUGAAUCACUUUUUCCAAGUCUUUCUGAAUUACAAAGAUCAGAAUUUUUACCAAUUUUCCAGCAGCGUUGUCGAGAUCCCUCGCUGUUGGUAAGGAAGCAAGCUGCAGAAUCCUUAAGCAAUUUGCUUUUAAUCAUGGGUACGGAUAGUAGCAUGUAUGAUCAAGUUUGGCUCGCAUCUGUUCUGCCUCUAAUUAAUGAUUGUGAACAAUCAGUUGUACAGCUUACUUCCAAAUUAGUUUACGAAACACUUAUUUUGCCAGCUCUAGAAGACACGACAUCUGUAGUUUGGCGUAUUUUGGAAGCAGUAGAGCAGGAAGUCAAUCAUAGGCGCUUACUAUUGCGCUCUUUACUUCACCAGGCGAAAGAAGGAGGGUUAUCGGAACAUGUUGUUGACAGCCUGCUAAAGAAAUGUAACGAUUUGAAGAAUGUGAAUAUUGUUUGGAUGUUACUGAGCUUUUUAAGCAGUGUAUUCAAGAUCGAUGAGUCUGAAGCGAUUCGUUUCUGGUACACACUAAAUGAAAGUGAUGAAAGUAAUUUAGUUAGUUACGUCGCCGAAGUUAUUGCGCGUUGUGCUGACAGCACAAGUGAAGCAAAUCGGAACCAGCUGAUUGAAAAUUUUAGUGUAAAGUUAAUUGAAUUCAGUGUCAACGAAGGUCACAUCGCUCAUGUCUACUACGCAUUUGCCCGUCUAUGUAGAGGUAUUGGCGAUGAUUGUAUAGGUGCUAAGCAAUUCCUUGAAUUUAAUCGCAUUUUGGUGGAUAAAUCACUUAAAAUUUUGCACAACAUCAUUUUUCGUCCUAUCGAUGGCUCGGGUGAAGUUCUACUUUCUCAGGAAAACGACAAAACAUCAAAGCUUCUUGUACGAGUUAUAAACUCACUGGGUGAAGCAAUCCAAUACAGUCCGAUUUUACUAAGCAUAAAUCCGAAAGCCUUUGAUAUAAUGCAGUUAAUAAUGGCUUCUGAUGUGAUACAGCAGCAGUUGAUUCAAACAGGUACUUUAUGCAAUACAUUGCCAACAGUACCUUCAGUUCGUCCAUCCACCGCCAUCCAUUGUUCUGAUGUGGAAGGUCUUAUCAAGCAAGAAUUACAGCAAGCUGAUGUCCAACAAGAUGGGCACUCUAAUGUUCCUGAGCAUCGUGGUUUUGCAACUGGCUUUCUUCGAAGCUCUAAAUUUUCCAUUCAACUUAAUAAUAAUACGGAAGGUAGUCAGAAAGCAUCUGCGUCGGCAAAUCAAGAAUGUAGGACGUCGCAACCAACCAGCCAUGGAUUAGGUCCGACAUUUCUAGGCCAACAUACUGUCAAUAUCGAGGUGUUGAGUCCAGCCGUAAGAGCACAAGCAGUUUUGGCCAUUGGUAAAAUGUGUCUCCAGGAUGAAAAACUGGCAAAGAAAUGCGUCCCAGUGCUGUCACGGCAGCUUUUAGUGAAUAGUAAUCACUUAGUCCGAAGCAAUAUUGUUGGUGUAAUUUGCGAUCUCUGCAAGAGGUACACAUUGCUAGUUGACCGUCAUAGUGCUAUUAUAGCUUCUUGCUUGAAAGAUCCAUCCACGCUGGUGCGGAAACAAACGCUCAUGUUGUUGACGCACCUCAUCAAAGAACAGUUUGUACGUUGGGCAGGACAGAUUAUGUACAGAUUUGUGUCAACAAUUUUGGACGAAAAUCAAGAGGUUCGCAAAUACGCAGAGCUAUGUUUGGUUGAUGUCCUGCUUGUGCAAUUUCCGAACAUGUUCGUAAAUCAUUUCUUGGAAUGCCUUUUUUAUUUCAAUUCAGUUACACACAGUUUGUGGUUGACGACAAGUAAUGUCAUGGAAGAAGAUACAGCGGAAAGGCAAGACUUGAAGUGUUCUUUAUCAGGGUUUCGAUUAAAGAAUGCGCGAAUGAAACUUUACCGGUUCAUGAUAAAAACAUUUAAUGAUGAGAACAAAUUUACCAUUGGAAUGCGUAUUGGUCAGGAAGUCUACUCAGCUAUUGUGGACGGUGUACUCGAUAUUUGCGAUCGUCGUGUUAAAGCCUUGCUUGAAGAUUGCUACGAAAUAAUGUGUUGCCCAGAAAUGAAAUUAUCGAUGGCUCUGGGUAGAAGAUCGCCAAAUGAAGAGGAUGAAGAUGAUGAUGAUGAACCGCCAUCCAACAUUCAGGAGGCAGCGAAAAAGGUUGUAACACAAGCUUUCCGAAGAGGUAUCAUUGAUGCCAUUUUACCUCACGUUAUACAGCUGAAAUAUUACCUGCAAGAGAAGCGCCUUCCUGAACUGGAAUUUGGAAUCAUCAGAGUUCUGAGGGAACUGUGUAAAGAUCACCGUGAGCAGUUAGAUGAAUUUCUAGCAAGCGAUAAGCAAUUAAAAGCUGAAAUAAAGUUCGAUCUCGAGAAAUUAGAGGAAAAAGAAAGAAAAAUGAAAAUUUCGAACAACAAUGAUGUAAUAAUGAAAGCGCCUUUCUUGCUAAACAAAAGAGUUUCUUUCGCUGCAGACGGCGUGGCAUCUUCACCACGUCUGAAGUCUGAGACUGUAAAAGAAAAGUGUGAGGUGGGAUUGGUCACACAGACUGAAGUGCAGGGAAGUGAACAAAAUGGCAGAGACGACGUCCUACUAGCUGAUACCAAUCAUAGAAGUGAUCAAAAACUGAUGGAAGAAGGAACGAAAAUCAGUAAUGACAAAGGCGAGAAUGCCGAGAACAUUCAACCUUCGACAAGUGUAAAGCAGACUUUACUGAUGGUCAAAAGACGAAGUCAAAGAAUACAGUUUGAACAAUUAGAUGAAGAAGGCGAGUUGCCAGUGCGAGCGAUUUCGACACCAGAGCAUAAUAUUGGCGAGCUCACGUUCGGUCUGGGCGAUGAAAUGUCAGCAAUUGAAAGUACGCCAACAAGAAAAAGAUCAAAACGACAGGCUCGACAGCCCUAUGUACCACCAAUUGAAGAAGCUGAUAACGAGAAUGAAUGA
This is a messenger RNA of Cercopithifilaria johnstoni, 4653 nucleotides long. The record is from the annotation of a GenBank genome assembly. Lineage: Eukaryota; Metazoa; Nematoda; Chromadorea; Rhabditida; Onchocercidae.